Messenger RNA from Colletotrichum scovillei, 417 nucleotides. RefSeq names its product carboxymuconolactone decarboxylase. The record is from RefSeq and is a predicted model, not a curated record. NCBI's taxonomy places the organism in Eukaryota, Fungi, Ascomycota, Sordariomycetes, Glomerellales, Glomerellaceae. The transcript has 2 exons. The coding region runs from base 1 to 417 and encodes 138 amino acids. Gene Ontology annotation, molecular function: peroxiredoxin activity.
AUGUCGGAACCUAGUGAAAAGCUGGUACAGGGUGCCCAGAUGGCUCAAGCCUUCUUGGGGGCCAAACUUCUCAGCGUUAUUCAAGAGCAAGCACGCGACGAUCUGCCAAGCAAAGUUAGUGCCGAAUACAUUGCCGAAGUGUGUUUCUCCAGUUAUGCUCGCCCCGGACUCGAGUUCAAGGAGAGGUCUUUGGUCAACAUUGGCAUGAUGAUAGCGCUCAACAGAACCCCAGAAUUACGCAUACAUAUCGCGGCAGCACUCAACCUUGGUAUUUCAGAGGAGAAAAUUGUGGAGACUUGUCGACAUGCGAUGAUAUACUGCGGUGUUCCGGCCGGCAGAGAAGCUUUGGCUGUUGCGAGUGACAUCUUUGCUAAAGUAAAUGGCACUAUAAAGGAGGAAAGAGCAAAGAUGUCCUGA